AUGUGGCUGAAGUUAGUGCAAGUUCUACUCGGAUUUCUCAUGUUGUCUGACAUUGCGAAUGGACGUCUGCUGAAGUUCACGAAUGUGAAGUGCAUGGAUCUGCCAACAAAUGCGGGAAUUACGAAGUACGAAUAUUGCCGCCUGAAGGUUGUUAGACGGAAUCAUGUAGAACUCUCUCUUAAAGUUGGAUUGCUUAAAUUACCCAUCACAAAUUUAACCACAAGGCUUCAAUGUUUUCAACGCAGUGAUGGAUAUCGUCCUUUUAUGUAUAAUGUUCUCUUUGAUUUCUGCAAAUUGAUGGGCGCUCGACGAUAUCAUAUUUCAUUCGAGAGAUUUAUAUUUGAUACCAUACGCAAGUACAGUAACUUUAAUCAUAGUUGUCCUUGGAAUGAGGACUAUAUGAGCGUGGAGAAGUUUGCUCUAGACUUUACCAAGGUGAAUAUGCCGGUUCCGGCGGGAGUUUAUCGCCUUGACUUUACUUUCUACUCCUAUGGCCGACCAUUGACAUUGACGCAAGUUUUCUUUGAGAAAAUAGAAUAA
Molecule: messenger RNA, 540 nt
Organism: Drosophila nasuta
Lineage: Eukaryota; Metazoa; Arthropoda; Insecta; Diptera; Drosophilidae
Exons: 3
Coding region: 1-540 (179 amino acids)
Source: RefSeq, a predicted model, not a curated record